UGUUGUAUUUACGGUCUCUGAUUGAACCUUCUCGUUGUAUUUACGUUCUCUGCUCUGGGUGUACAAUGGGGAAAGUUGAAUUAAAAAUCGAAAAUUGCAUCCUUAUUAUCGAAUAUAAAAAAGUUGUAGCACGAAGAAUGUUAACGAUAAUAAAUUAUUCCACAUCUCUGGCCUUUUCUACAAUUGUAAACAUAGAUUUGUAUGUAAUUUGAAGUACAAGGAGAAAUCGUGCUAAUUUUUUAGAAUUUGUUACCGUAUAUAAUUCGAUGAAUACUGUUUUGCAGAAUUAAAAUACUCUAUAUGUAUAAAUCUAUUGCAAAUCGAUUAGGAAAUAUAUAGAAAGAUUUUUGUAUAUAUCUUAUCAGACAUAUUUUGAAGAAAACCCUAUAAAAAUUGAAGGAAUGACGUACAUUCGAUGAAUUGAAUAAUAUCUACCGUGGAAUAAUUUCUUUUAUAAUUCGAUCGACGUUAACGAAAUGGAUGAAGAACUCUUGUACAAUAAAGAAAAGCUCAACAUCCAAAAAUCUUGUAGGGAUUGGCAGGCUGAAGAAGUUGUAGCAUGGGCUGAAAAACAAGGAAUGGAUUAUAAAGUUAUAAACUGUUUAGCUGCUGAGCAUAUCGAUGGUAGUGACAUUCUUGAGUUGACUGAAAAUGAUAUUCGAGAUUUUCGCUAUCGUCUUCAAUAUCGGCUUACUAUGAGCGAUAUGAAAAAACUUUGGGUUGCUGUUCGUAAACUACAACAGAUUAAUUAUACAACGCCUUUUGGUUCUUCGCAAAGAAAUACGUUUGAGUCAGCGGAUAAUUCACCAAUAAGUCGUCAAUGUUCACAUCAUCAAUGCGGCAUAAUCGGCUGUGGUAAUGUGGGUGGUUGUAGUUGUGGUUUCAGCCGAACAAAUCCUACUAGCGCUGGGGCUAGUUGCUAUUAUUCCGAUGUAUGUUCACCACCUCCUCCCACGUUAAGUGGUAGCGCCGAAGAGGAUAAUCUGUCUCCGCCGUUGUCAAUAGAUGGCCGUGCAACUAAUAUACCACCAGAGUUAUUCAAAACCGCCAUCAGUUUAGGCUAUUCGUUUCUUGUCACUUGGAUAACUUCCUUUGUAAUGGUCAUAGUACAUGAACGGGUGCCUGAUAUGAAGCGCUAUCCUCCGUUACCAGACAUUUUUCUUGAUAAUGUCCCACAUAUACCGUGGGCUUUUCAUAUGUGCGAGAUAACGGGCACUUUAUUGUUCAUUAUUUGGUGCAGCGUUUGCAUCUUUCACAAAUAUCGUCUGGUACUCUUACGACGUUUCUUCGCUCUUGCAGGAACAGUUUUUCUGCUUCGUUGUGUAACAAUGUUGAUAACAUCGCUCAGUGUGCCUGGCACACAUUUGCAAUGUAAUCAAAAUGAUUAUGCAGUUGAUGACACCGACUUGACAAUAAAGGAAGCUUUGGAAUUACGUAUAUCUCGGGCAUAUACCAUUUGGAGUGGACUAGGAAUGUCUAUUCAAGGUGUGCGGACAUGUGGUGACUAUAUGUUUAGUGGACAUACAGUGGCUUUAACACUUUUGAACUUUUUCAUUACCGAAUAUACACCACGCAACUUGUACUUUCUGCACACUUUGACUUGGCUUUUAAAUAUGUUUGGCAUAUUCUUCAUACUUGCCGCCCAUGAGCACUACUCGAUAGAUGUGUUUGUCGCCUUUUACAUAACAUCUCGACUAUUUCUCUAUUAUCACACUCUGGCCAAUAAUCAGGCACUAAUGUCGCACGACUCAAAUCGCACUCGCAUCUGGUUUCCAAUGUUUAGUUACUUUGAGAGUUCCAUUGAUGGUAUUGUACCCAAUGAAUUCGACACGAUUGGAGCUCUGAUGGAUGGUCUUUUCCAGUUUAUUUUGAAUUUCAAGGACACAUGCAUGCUAACUGCGCGCCGUAUUUGGAUCGAAGCACCACAGACUCCAACAUGUUCGAACGCAUCGGAAACAACUAACCUUAUAAAUAAAACACAUUCAAAAACUGGACAAAAUGUUGACACAACAAUGCCUGUGGAUGUUCCUAUUACUCCAAAUACGUCGCAGCCUUUGUUUGACAUCAGUAAGAAAAUGACGCAAGGGGUUUUAAAGUCAUUUGGUUCGGCAACGAAUAGUGUCACAACACAAUUAUCGACAACAAGCAACUGCACCCAAACGGAUAAAAAGCAACUGUAGUUAGAAUGCAGUUCAAGGCAGGAGCUUAAUUGGCAUUUAUCAUAUUUCCAAAGUAUUUUGAGCAACCAUAUGUUAGUAAAUUCUAAAAAAACGUAUGAUUUUUUUAUACUUAAGUAUUCAAGUUAUUACAUUCUCAUUGGCAUUUAUUAUGUCAACUUAUAGUAUAUAUGGAUAUAUAGUAGUAUGUAUGUAAACUAUUGUUUUUUUUUACUUAUAAAAAUGAAUUGAUUUACGUGAGCCAUGCUAAAGUUUAGGAAAGUCUUAACAAUUUUGAGUAUUUCCCUGAUUGUUCGUUGGCUCGAUUCAUGAUGCACUAAGCCAAGGUACGUAGUGAUAGCUAAUUUAGUCCGUUCUUUUAGGAUUUCAGGAAAAGCUGAAAUUUAAACUGUACGGAAUGAAUGAAAUAUUGUUUCUUUUUCGCUAAAAUUUUAUAAAAAAAAAAACAAAUACAUUGUGCUUCUAAGGUAUUUAAGAUGGCGAAACUAGAGCAAAAACUUUCUAUAUGCAUCACCUUAGCUCUGUUCGGUGAGUAACGUCAGUAAGAAUUUGCGAGUAACGAAAUUAAGAGAGGAAUUUACUGAGUUUUCACCUGACUGGAUUCAAUAAAAGUUAACAACUAUUUGUUUUGGCAGUUGCAUUC
This is a messenger RNA of Ceratitis capitata (Mediterranean fruit fly), 2820 nucleotides long. RefSeq names its product sphingomyelin synthase-related 1 (gene SMSr). NCBI's taxonomy places the organism in Eukaryota, Metazoa, Arthropoda, Insecta, Diptera, Tephritidae. Gene Ontology annotation, cellular component: endoplasmic reticulum membrane; Golgi membrane. The transcript is spliced from 6 exons. Gene Ontology annotation, molecular function: sphingomyelin synthase activity; ceramide cholinephosphotransferase activity; protein binding. Gene Ontology annotation, biological process: ceramide biosynthetic process. The coding region runs from base 477 to 2180 and encodes 567 amino acids. The record is from RefSeq and is a predicted model, not a curated record.